AUGUGGCUGGAGCAAACAUUGUCUUCGUCACGCCGGAGGGUUCUGAUCAUUCUCACCCUGCUGGCGGUCACAUUGACCUACUCCAUAUUCUCUGUUGGCCGCUUGUCGGAGCUCGCGGGAUCCGCGGCGCAGCGUGAGCCGGCAGAUGGCAGUCUCAACCCCUCAAUCUGGGUGUACUGCGAGGAUGCUGGACUGUGUGGCAAGGACCACAAGGCCUGCUGGCUCAAGCACCUGGCACACCCCACUGCAGUGGAGCCGUCCAAGAAGGGACCCAACGUGGGCUGGACGUCGGGCUUCAUCACCCGGCCUCGUCAGACCAGAGCGGCUCAGGUCCCUGCCGACGACGACCGCAGGUACCACACGGUCAUCACCGCCCAGGGGUCUGCGGUGCACUGGCAGUCGCGCGUGGGCUACUACUGGUUCCUCAAGACCAAGCGCGACUGCCAGGCAGCCGGCAAGCGGGUGUUGGGGGUGAGCGAGGGAGGGGUUAUUGUGCCGAGCAUGCCGCCAGAGAUGAGAGCACGAGGGCCUGGACGAGGAAUGGCAGCGCUGGCGGCGGCCUCAGGUCGUCCCCCGCCACCCAGGCAGGGGCCCGCUUGGGGGGGCCAGGCGCCUCGGGCCGAGGCGCGGGGGCCAAUGAAGAACGCCAUGUGGUCCCGCAGCGCGCCACGCCCGCCCACCAUUCCCCCCCCGCAGAUGGGGGGGUUCACCCGGCUGCUGCACUCCGGGAAGGAGGACGACCUCAUGGCCGAGAUCCCCACCUGGGUCGCCCAGCCCCUGCCGCCCGAGCACCCCGACCAUGGGUAUGUGGUCCUGAACCGGCCCUACGCCCUGCUCCAGUGGAUCAAGGGCGCCGUGAUCCCGGAGAAGUAUGUGCUCAUGAGCGAGCCCGACCAUGUCUGGCUCAAGCCCAUGCCCAACCUGAUGACGGGGACGACGCCCGCGGCCUUCCCCUUCUUCUACAUCGAGCCCUCGAAGAAGGAGUUCCUGCCCAUCGUCCAGAAGUUCGUGGGCCCCAUCAGCCGCGUGGAGGCGGAGGAGAUCGCGCCCAUUGGGAACGCACCGACCUUCAUGUCGGUGGCGGACAUGAAGAACGUCAUGCCCAUAUGGUUCAACAUCUCCAUCGCCGUGCACAACGACGAGGCGGCCAGCAAGGCAUGGGGCUGGGUGCAGGAGAUGUAUGCGUUCACCCUCUCUUGCUACAAGGCCGGCAUCCGUGACAUCUCACUCUUCCUCAAGGCAAGGGGGCCGUGUGGAGUGAUGACGUCCCAGCCGCCGUGGGACUCCAGCAUGGAUCCCUACUACAUCCUGCACUACACCUACGGGAUGGACUACACCAAGGAGGGGGUGUUCACGCCGGGCAAGAUCGGGGAGUGGCGCUUCGAUAAACGGGCGUACAGCUUGAGACCCCCGCCGCGCAACCUGGGCGAGCCGCCAGAGGGCAUGAAGAAUGACCUGGUGCGGCACCUCAUCCACGCCAUCAAUGAGGCGUCCAGCAUCAUUCCGGACUGGGACGAUUACUCAGCCACCGGGGUUGCCAAACAAUUCUGGGAUGGGAAAACAUUUGCGACUGCCUGA
Messenger RNA from Auxenochlorella protothecoides, 1578 nucleotides. RefSeq lists its product as hypothetical. Gene Ontology annotation, molecular function: glycosyltransferase activity. The record is from RefSeq and is a predicted model, not a curated record. The transcript has 12 exons. Bases 1 to 1578 code for a protein of 525 amino acids. NCBI's taxonomy places the organism in Eukaryota, Viridiplantae, Chlorophyta, Trebouxiophyceae, Chlorellales, Chlorellaceae.